AUGAUGAUGGUGGGUGGUGAUGAUGAUGGUAGCAAUGAUGAUGGUGGUAGUAAUGAUGGUAGUGAUGAUGAUGGCAGUGAUGAUGAUGGUAGUGAUAAUGGUGGCAGUGAUGAUGAUGGUAGUGAUGAUGAUGGUAGUGAUAAUGGUGGCAGUGAUGAUGAUGAUAGUGAUGAUGAUGGUAGUGAUAAUGGUGGCAGUGAUGAUGAUGGUAGUGAUGAUGAUGGUAGUGAUAAUGGUGGUAGUGAUGAUGAUGGUAGUGAUGGUGAUGGUAGUGAUGGUGGUGGGUGGUGAUCAUGAUGAAGGUAGUGAUGAUGGUGGUUCUUGUAUUUUGAGUGCUUAAAUGCUUAAAGUUUAGGUGGUAAUGAUGGUGGUAGUAAUGAUGGUAUAGUUAUUAUGGUGGUAGUGAUGAUGGUGGUAGUGAUGAUGGUGGUGGGUGCUGAUAAUGAUAAUGAUAAUGGUGAUGAUGGUGGUUCUUGUAUUUUGGGUGCUUAG
Molecule: messenger RNA, 492 nt
Organism: Paramuricea clavata
Lineage: Eukaryota; Metazoa; Cnidaria; Anthozoa; Malacalcyonacea; Plexauridae
Source: the annotation of a GenBank genome assembly